Fomitiporia mediterranea MF3/22 is the source of this 540-nucleotide messenger RNA. RefSeq lists its product as uncharacterized. The record is from RefSeq and is a predicted model, not a curated record. The transcript is spliced from 4 exons. NCBI's taxonomy places the organism in Eukaryota, Fungi, Basidiomycota, Agaricomycetes, Hymenochaetales, Hymenochaetaceae. The coding region runs from base 1 to 540 and encodes 179 amino acids.
AUGCUCCUCUACGAUCUUUUUACUGACAACUGGAUUCGAGAUAUAUUCACAUUUAUAGUCAUUGCGUACAUCGCAGGACAAGUACAGCUCUUCCAUCCAUCACUUCCUGAUAACCUUUCGACUGCUGUUCCCGUCGAGGACCUUGUUAGUGCACGAACUCAUCUGGCAGUUGCAUAUUAUUGGUUCACUGGUGACGCAAGUAUGCGCGCAAAUGCAUGCACAGUCGAUAGUGGUAGUAGUGGGGCUUGCGAGCGCGCUGCCAACGAAGAAUGUGGCGAGGGCCAGAGCGAUAGAGCGCACAGUCUAGACAUUUACGUUGGCGCAAGCUCUCAAGAUCCGACGGCCAUCAGGCAGUGGCAGAUGCCUCCGUCGUUACCGAUGUGUACUCCCGGUGGGCAGACGAAGUCGCACUUAAAGAUUAAGGAUGACUGGGCCGGAGGUGCCGAAGUCGUAGUGGUCUCGGCUGGUGCAGCGCCCACAAGACUCGCGGCAAAGGCAACGACGGCGACGGCAAUUGAAGAAGCACGCAUGUUUACGUGA